GGCACGGCAGGCUCAGGAUGCGGGGGCUGGUGGCGCUGCUGGCGGCGCUGAGCUGCGCGGCCCCGGCGGGACGGGCGGCGGCUCCCGGGGCUGCCCUGAGCUCCAACGCCAUCAAGGGACCCCCCCCGGGGGCGGCCGAGGCCAGCGCCGCCCCCGCACCCCCUUUCGACGGCAGCAACAAGGCCCCGCCGGCCGCCACCCGGCAGCCUUUCCCGUGCGCCGAGGACGAGGACUGCGGCCCCGAGGAGUUCUGCGGGGGCGCGGCCCGCGGCGGGGGCGCUCCGCUGUGCCUGGGCUGCCGGCGGCGCCGCAAGCGCUGCCUGCGCGAUGCCAUGUGCUGCCCGGGCAUGGUCUGCAGCAACGGUCUCUGCACGCCCCUGGAGCCGCCCCACGGAGCGGCCGAGCCGGACGAGACGGGCACUGAGGCGCUGCCCCGACGGACGCCCGCUCCCGCCUGGCUCCCCACUGCCAAAGGCCAGGAGGGUGACAUCUGCCUGCGCUCCUCGGACUGCGCGGCCGGGCUGUGCUGCGCCCGCCACUUCUGGUCCAAGAUCUGCAAGCCGGUGCUGCGGGAGGGGCAGGUGUGCACCCGGCACCGGCGGAAAGGCGCGCACGGGCUGGAGAUCUUCCAGCGCUGCCCGUGCGCCGAGGGGCUGGCGUGCCGCCUGCAGCGCCAGCACGACGCGUCCCGCCUGCACACCUGCCAGCGGCACUGACCGACCGACGGACCGACCGACGGACCGGCCGACGGACAGGCUCCGGCCCCGCCGGAGCGAAGGCUGUUUCUCAAGGGAACUUCUCCGAAGCGACUUCUUGCAGUACGUUACUGUGUUGUGAAUACUCGAGCUGGCACUUAGCUGUACAUAACGCCGGGACUUUUCAGUGACUUUCCGCCAGUGGUUUCGCGUCUCUCUGGCGCUCUUCAAGCCGUGGCUGCGACUUUGUGCGCGCUGGGUUUAUUCGUUCUGGCUCGAAGGGAUGCCGCCGUCUCUUUAAAUUCACCCUGCGCU
Messenger RNA from Oenanthe melanoleuca, 1010 nucleotides. RefSeq names its product dickkopf WNT signaling pathway inhibitor 1 (gene DKK1). The transcript is spliced from 4 exons. Gene Ontology annotation, molecular function: co-receptor binding; receptor antagonist activity. Gene Ontology annotation, biological process: multicellular organism development; negative regulation of canonical Wnt signaling pathway. The record is from RefSeq and is a predicted model, not a curated record. Gene Ontology annotation, cellular component: extracellular region. Lineage: Eukaryota; Metazoa; Chordata; Aves; Passeriformes; Muscicapidae. The coding region runs from base 18 to 716 and encodes 232 amino acids.